CAAGCGCAGCAUGCUCUCGCUGCUGGUGGCGGCGCAGGUCCGCGACCUUAUCACACAGCUGCGGACCACAAACUACAACAGAAGCAAAGCACACAUCAAGCACCUCAUCCAACUGUAUGGCGUCGAGGUCCAUGUGUUUGUCAUCCAGACGGUGCUCCAGAAGCUCGACCUGACGCAGGUCGCUGCCCACGAACAGAUUGUCAAGUUCCUUCUCCUCGCCGACGAGCUGGAGGCGCUUCCGGCCGAGUGGGCGUCGUCGAUCAUCUGCUUGGCGUACGCCAACGCUGUGGGGUGCGGCAUGGCUAUUGCCGACCUCUCGCAGCUCUCGAUUGUGCUCAAGGCCAAGCUCAAGCUCCGCGUGCGGCUCGGGGUGGCGCUCGCGCAGUCGCCGGUUCCCCAGCUCAAGGCCGAGGGCAUUCAGUUUGUGCGCGACACGGUGAGCGAAGUCAUCCAGGCGCACUCGAACAAGGCUGGCUCAGAGCUGGCCGGCCCGCUGGGCGCGGACGAGGACCUGUGUGCCGCGCUCGCCGAGCUGCCUUCCCCCGAGCUUGGCGACCUGGUCGCUGUCCUCACUUCGGACCCAGUGCUGGAGGACUUGGUCCCGCGGCUGCGCAAGCUCAAAUCGCCGGCGCUUGAGGCGCUGGCGUCGGGCCCGCCGCCGGCGCUCACUCCGCCGGCGCCGCCUGUUCUCCACAACGCCCUCAUUCUCCGCUCGUCGCUGCCGGACCACUACACGCUCGGCGGCUCGCUCGCUGCCAACGGCGCAGGCCUCGCUGCCGAUGAGGCCUCCAAGCUUGGCGAGUUUAUGGUCGAGCUUGGCUACGGGUGCGCCGACUCGCGCAAGGCGCUGCAGCGAGUCCUCGCCCAGGCCGCGCCUGGCGGCCUUGAUGAGGCCAUGGUCGGCGGCGCUCUGGCUGCCAUGGCCGCCACCCUCACCACCCUCUCGCCGCCGACCUCGCUCGCGGCCAUCAUUCCCACCCUCCGCUCUUCGCCGUCGUCGCCGUCGUCGUCCUGGAACCUCGAUGUGUUUAUGGACGUGGUCAAGGCCGCCGCGCCGCACCUGGUUUGGGACAACGUUCUGCGGUCGGUCGACACGCCCAAGUUUCUGAUCCACGACCAGGACGGCCUCGAGUUUCUGGUCCGCGCCUACCGGCUCGGCACCGGCUCGGCCCAAGCCUCGCUCCCGCUCUCUGUCCUCUUUGCGCACUGGACGCACACCGAGGCGCAGCUGGCCCUGCUGGCGCAGGCCGUUCUCGCGCCGCCGGACCUUGUCGACUUUGCGCGCUCCCAGCGGCUGGUCCCCAUACUCGCCGACAACUUUCGGGUGAUGCCCGUCGACGCCACCGACUCGACGGUGCCGAGCGGCGGCGAUGACGACCCCGGCCUGCAUGGGGGUGCCAACUCGGCGUGGCGGUCGCACGACCUGGUAGAAACGCUCUGCCGGCUCGGCGAGUCGCAGCACGGGGCCGAAGUCCUUGUGCUGUUUGGCCUCGGCAUCGCUGAUGCGCCCGAGGCGCUCCUCCUCACCCUCUGCGCCAUCCACAAUUCGCGGCUGGCCUCGCUCUCGGACCUGAUUUCGGACGCAAGUGCGUCGAGUGUCUCUUCGCCUACGUCUGUGACCGAGGUCUCGAUCAACUCGCCGUCGCUCGCCGUGUCACUCACUUUCAACUCGGCGCUGCUUGACGUGACCGCAGCGCUGCUGCCGCGGUUCCUGGCAGCGUUUCCGGCGUCGGCGCUGCUCCUCCGCGCCCUUUGGGCAGCCGCGCCGCAGGUCAUGGUCCACGGCAUGGCCGCCAUGUACGCGCGCUCGCCGGGCUCGCUCACCGUCAUCCUCGACAUUGUGCAGGACAACAAGGGCAUUGCCGUUCUCCUCGAUCAGGCCGAGCCUGACUUUGCCUUUGCCCUCGACAUUGCCGCCCUCGCCGCCCGGCGCGACUACCUCAACCUCGACAAGUGGCUGCUGGACUCGAUCUCGCGGCACGGGCCGGCCUUUAUGGCGGCCUGCAUCGCCUUUCUCCGCUCGCGCGCCUUUGGCGAGACGCCCGGCACCGAGCCCGGGCCCGACGGCGCGCCGCCGGCGCCUGCGCUUGUGGCCCACACCCUUGGCGACACGAGCGCGCCGGAAAAGUCGGCGCGAGCCUCGCCCGAUGCCCCGCUCCCGCUUGUUCUUGCCACCGUCUCGUCGCUGUUCAAGACGCUCCAGGCCUCAGCCGCGCUCCUCCCGCCGGUCCUUGUCUCGGAGCUGCGUGUCCUCUACACGGCGUGCGUGCAGGCGAACCCGGCGCUGCUGCAAAUGACGCCCGACCCGGUCGAGUCGUUUUCGCGUGAGAUUGAGGCCGAGGUCAACGCCACCUUUCAGCGCAUCUACAAGGGCCAACUCUCGAUCGACGCCGUCGUUGCCAUGCUGCAAAACUACAAGACGUCGGGCGUGACGCGCGAGCACGAGAUCUUUGCCUGCAUGAUCCACUCGCUCUUUGACGAGUAUCGCUUCUUCCCGCGCUACCCGGACAAGGAGCUGCAGACUACAGGCAUUCUCUUUGGCGCCCUCAUCCAGAACAAGCUGGUCUCAAACAUCCCGCUCGGCUACGCGCUCCGGUACGUUCUCGAAGCGCUGCGCAAGCCCGACGGGUCCAAGAUGUUCUCGUUUGGCUACUGUGCCCUCACUCAGUUUACCGCCCGCCUCCACGAGUGGCCGCAGUACUGCUCGCGCAUUCUCCAGAUUGCUGACAUUCAGGCCAACCACCCGCAGAUUGUCAACUUUAUCUCGGAGAUCCUUGCCAACUCGACACUGCCGGGCGCAGGAUCGGACCUCGCGUCGGCAACGACCGACGCCUCGUUCUCGCUCCCGCCGGGCAUGCCGCACCUCGGCGACUCGGGCGCCUCGCCCGACGACAUCGAGUCGCUAGCGUCGGGCCUCGGCCCCGCGCCUGGGCCUGAUGCGCUCGCCGGAGCUGGGUCCGGCGGCGCAGAGCCGCCAGCCACCCCCUCGUUGCCCAAAAUGACCAACAUUGACACCCUGCUCGCUGGCCAGGCCAAGGCCGCCGCCGAGGGCGCCGAGCUUGACCAAGAGUCCAAGGACAAGAUCCGGUUCAUUUUCAACAACCUCUCGCGGUCGAUGCUCCGCGGCAAGGCGCGCGAGCUCGAGGCCUUUCUCGAGGCCAAGCACUACACGUACCUCUGCCAGUACCUGGUGGUCAAGCGGGCUUCGAUCGAGCCCAACUUUCACGACCUCUACCUCUCGCUUCUCGACUUUCUGGACCUCCCGCAGCUGACAGCUGCCAUUCUGCAGUGCACCUUUGACAACAUUGCCAUUCUCCUCCAGUCGGAGCUUAUCAAGACCUCGAGCUCAGAGCGGAGCCUGCUGAAGAACCUCGGCUCGUGGCUCGGCCAGCUGACGCUCGCCCGUAACCGCCCGAUCCUGCACAGGAACCUUGCGCUCAAGGCUCUUGUCCUCGACGCGUACUCGUCGGGCCGCCUCAUUGCUGUUGUUCCGUUUGUGGCCAAGAUCCUCAACGCCUCGGUCGACUCCAAGGUCUUCCGCCCGCCCAACCCGUGGCUCAUGGGCAUCAUCCGCCUCCUGGUCGAGCUCUACCACGUCGAGGGCCUCAAGCUCAACCUCAAGUUCCAGGUCGAGGUCCUGUGCAAGAACCUCGGCCUGGACCUGGGCUCAAUCCAGCCGGCGACGCUGCUGCGGCGGCAUGUGCUCGAGCUGCAGGCGGCGGCGGCCGAGUCGGGCCGCGCCGUCGCACCGCCGCCGGUGGUCCAGCCUGCCGGCGGUGCGACCAGCCCCGAGGGCGGCGCGGCCGCUGACGACAGCGCCACCUACGAGGCGCUUGGCCCGGUGGCGCUGGCGGCGGCACAGGCCGCGUCGGGCACCGACGGUGCCGAGGCCAUCAUCCCCAACCUUGCGCAGUACGUCAAGGUCAACCGCGGCAUCUUCCUCUUCCAGCAGCAGCCGCAGCUCAAGGGCUGCGUCCUCCUCGCCAUCAACCGCGGCAUCAAGGAGAUGCUCGGUCCGGUAGUCAAGCGCUCGGUGACCAUUGCGUGCAUCUCGGCCCGCGAGAUCCUGCUCAAGGACUUUGCCAUGGAGCCCGAGGAGAGCAAGAUGGUGACCGCGGCCCACAACAUGGUGCGGUACCUCUCGGGCUCGCUGGCGCUGGUGACGUGCAAGGAGCCGCUGCGGGUCUCGAUCUCCAACCACCUGCGGUCGCUGCUGCAGGCAAACUUGCCCGAGGCACAGCACUCGAACCUUGACACGCUGGUGGCCCUGGUGGCGCAAGACAACCUCGACCUGGCGUGUCACGUGGUGGAGCAGGCUGCGACCGAAAAGUCGAUUGCCGAGAUCGACGUCUCGCUCGUGCCGGCCAUUUCCGUCCGGCGCAAGCACCGCGAACGGACGGGUCAGCCAUACUACGACACGUCGAUCUUCAACGCGGGGCGGUACCCUAGCGCGCUGCCGGACCCGCUCCGGCCGCGGCCGGGCGGGCUGGCCGGCGACGCCUCGCGGGUGUACGCCGACUUUUCCAAGGCGCCGGCCGGCUCGUUUGCCGACUCGAUCAUGGCUAUGGCGUUGCCGGGCGAUGCGAGCGGGAGCGAGCGCGGGACGCUCGGCGUCGGCGCCGACGACGGCGGGCUCGAGGCCGCCGACGACGAGUACGCUGCCGAGCGCGAGCGGCUAGACUCGGCCGCGUGGGUGCCGUCGCCGCUGGACUCGCCGCGGGCGCUGAUGGACAAGUUUGUGCAGUACGUGGAGGAAGUGGAGCGGCUGGUCAACGCGUGCGUGGCAGCGGAGAUCACGAGCGCGGCGGCGGUGCCUGCCGAGCAUCCUCUGAGUCACAUCAUGUCUCGGCUCCUGCUGUUCUUCCACUCGACCGAGGAGCUGGCGGUGCGGACUGAGCUGCUGUUUGGCGCGGCGCGGCGGCUGUACAACAAGCUGUGGGAGCCGUCAUCGGCUGAGGCCGCCUCGCUGCACCUGGACAUUUUCGUGGCGCAGCUCCAGUCGCUGGUCAUGUCGUCAGGCGUCAAGUCGUCGAACGCGCUGGCGACGGAAAUCACGCGACUGCUGCUCUCGAUGGAGGUCCGGCAACCGUUGUACGAUACUGAGCUCGAUGCGCACCUCGCGCAGCAGCUGCACAAGGCGGCGAACCCGCCGCCGGGAACGUCGAUUCCGCUGGCGAACGUGCUCGAGUCUGUGGUCCGGCUUCUCCACCGCUUUGCGCUCGACGAGCCGGUCAUGUUCCGGGCCGACUUUCCGACGACCAUCAAGGCGCUGGUGUACAUCACGAGCCUUGCGCCGGGCCAGUUUGGCAACAUUGAGGGCGCCUUUGCGCUCUUUGACGUGGCCAACGGUGGAACGGGAGGAGCGCCAGGCCUGGCGGCGUCGACGCGGCUGCCGGCGCAUCUCUCGUCGAUGUCGGGCGUGCUUGUGGUCAACUCGUUUGCGUCGAGCUCUGCCGACCACAACGAUCCGCCUGACGCGCGCGAGCGUGUGGCGUACGUGCUCGAGGAGUGGGCACGGCUCUCGUCGGACGCUGGUCUUGUGGGGACGGGCGCCGAGGUGGCGUGCAUCAUUGCCGGCCCGCUGGGGGUGGGCGAGACGCUGCACUCGCCAGACGGCGGCGAGACGCCUGCGCAGAACGCGCUGGACACCAUCUUUGCGCGAUACGUCCACUACCUGCAGGUGCAGAAGCUGAUGGACGACGACGGCGUGGCGCCGCUCUUCUUCCGAAUCGCCACCGAGAUGGCGGUGGAGGCGUGGCUGGUCAAGGAGGCCGAAGGCGAGGUGGCGUGCGAUGGCGUGGACGCGCUCUCGAACCUCAUUCUCGGCCUCGUCAAGUGGUUCAACCGGGUGGACGGUCCGCCGCCGGCCAACUCGCCGUCCAAGGUUAAUUUGCUCCGGCAAGUCCUCGCUAUGGUGGUCAAGGUCCUUCUCUACGACUACGAGCGGCAGCCGAUGGCGUUUAACCAAAAGCCGUACUUCCGGCUCCUCACGAACCUGCUCAACGACCUGACGACCAAAUCACCGCUGCUGGACAUGCUCUCGUUCCCGAUUCUGUCGACCUUUUCGUCGGCGUUCCUCCAGCUGCGGCCGGAGCGAGUUCCGGGCUUUGCCUUUGCGUGGCUCGGCCUCAUUUCGCACCGGUGCUUCAUGCCCAAGCUCCUGUUGGCCAAGAAGGGGCUCCAGCUCCAGGGCUGGCAUGUGUACCAGCACCUUGUGGUUGCCCUCCUCCGGUUCCUCAACCCGCUGCUCCGCGUAGAGGCGGGCAGCGGCGACGAGGCCGGCGACGACGGAGACGGCGGCGACAACGACGACCCGAGUGCCAGCUUUGCGCCGGCGGUCCAGCUGCUGUACCGUGGGACGCUGCGGCUGCUGCUGGUCCUCCUGCACGACUUUCCCGAGUUCCUCUGCCAGUACCACUUUUCGUUCUGCGACGGCAUUCCGCCGUCGUGCGUGCAGAUGCGCAACCUGCUGCUCUCGGCCUACCCGCGCAGCGUGCGGUUGCCGGAUCCGUUUGCGCCGAACCUCAAGGUGGAGCACCUGCCUGCGCCGCGGGUCCUCUCGCAGUUCCGGGUCAUUCUCACGUCGGGCGGGCUCGGCGUCGAGCUCGACAACUACCUCCACGAGCGGUCGCCGGCGUCGUUCCUCGGCUCACUCCCGUCCAAGCUCCUGCUGCCGACCAACGACAUCGACGACACGCCGUACGACGUGCGGCUGCUCAACGCGCUCGUCCUCCAUCUGGGCAUCUUUGCCACGUCGGCGCUGCCUGCUGGGGCGGCGAUGACGACCAACAUCAUUGCGCGGUCGCCGUCGAUGGACGUCUUUGCCUCGCUCGCGGCAAACCUCGAUCCCGAGGGCCGGUACCAUCUGUUCAACGCCAUUGCCAACCAGCUGCGGUACCCCAACUCGCACACGCACUACUUUUCGUGCGUCCUUCUCCACCUCUUUGCCGAGGCGAGCUCGGACCAGAUCCGCGAGCAAAUCACUCGGGUCCUCCUCGAGCGGCUCAUUGUCUCGCGUCCGCACCCGUGGGGCCUCCUGGUCACCUUUAAGAAGCUGGUCAAGAACGCGAGCUACGACUUUUGGUCGUUUGGCUUUACCUCGUGCGACGCCAAGGUCGAGCAGCUGCUCGAGUCAGUCGCGCGCUCGUGCCGGGCAUCAGCGCCCGGUGCCGAGAUGGCGGGCGCCGACGGCGCGCCUGCUCAGUAG
Molecule: messenger RNA, 7207 nt
Organism: Thecamonas trahens ATCC 50062
Lineage: Eukaryota; Apusomonadida; Apusomonadidae
Product: CCR4-NOT transcription complex subunit 1
Exons: 3
Coding region: 11-7207 (2398 amino acids)
Biological process (GO): nuclear-transcribed mRNA catabolic process, deadenylation-dependent decay
Cellular component (GO): P-body; CCR4-NOT core complex
Molecular function (GO): molecular adaptor activity
Source: RefSeq, a predicted model, not a curated record